CAGGACGAUUGGAGGAUUUAGCAGAGGAGACUCGGUUGGAGCCAAUCCUUGGCAGUACAUGCAGCCCUUCCCUGCACCUUCCAGGAACCUGCGUCGCAGAGGUAGUUGAACUUCGCAGUGGUACUAGAUUAUAACUGGAAACUGAACAUUAUUAGAGCACCACCUCCGUUCCAAUCUGUGAGACUGUGACAAUCUUGCUAGCCAUGGAUCACUUGCCACUGACCGCCAAGCUGGCCGGGGCAUCGAUGGAAGGCGGCGCCGGUGGCAGGGUGGUGGACACGUACAAGAAGACACUGGCCACGGCGGCGUCGGUGGCCGCGUACGCCAUGCUGGCGCGCGGCAUGGCGCGGGAGCUCCUCCCCGAGGAGCUGCGCGCCGCGGUGCGCUGGGUGGCCGCGUCCGUGCGCGCCCGCCUCGGCGCCGGCGGCAAGGACCGGCACACCAUCGUCAUCCGCCGGCACUUCGACGGCGGGUACAGCGAGAACCAGCUCUUCGAGGCGGCGCGCACGUACCUGGCCACCAAGAUCGACCCGCGCGCCAUGCGGCGCCUCUGCCUGGCCCGGUCCCGGCACAAGGAGCCCGACGGGAGCAGCAGCUGGAGCACGCUCCUGUGCAUGGAGGACGGGGGAUCCACCACGGAUUCUUUCGAAGGCGUCGAGUUCAAGUGGACGUCCGUUGAGACCAGUGGCGACGAUGGCGGCGGCAAGAAAGGGAAGAGCCAUGGCAGCAGCCAUCGUGCCCCGCGGGAGACCCUGGAGCUCAGCUUCGACGCGCAGCACACGGACGCGGCGCUGGAGCGGUACGUGCCGUUCAUCAUGUCCGCGGCGGAGCAGCUGCAGCGGCGGGACCGCGCGCUCAAGAUCUUCAUGAACGAGGGCCGGGCGUGGCACGGGAUCAACCACCACCACCCGGCCACGUUCGACACGCUCGCCAUGGACCCGGCGCUCAAGACGGCCGUCGUCGACGACCUCGACCGGUUCCUGAAGCGGAAGGAGUACUACCAGCGGAUCGGCAAGGCGUGGAAGCGCGGGUACCUGCUCUACGGCCCGCCCGGCACCGGCAAGUCCAGCCUCGUCGCCGCCAUGGCCAACUACCUCCGCUUCAACCUCUACGACCUCGACCUCUCCGAGGUGCGCCUCAACUCGACGCUCCAGAGGCUGCUUAUCGGCAUGCCCAACAAAUCCAUCCUCGUCAUCGAGGACAUCGACUGCUGCUUCGAUGCCAAGUCGAGGGAAGACUCCAAGAUGCCGAUGCCGGCCGAUGCCGGCAACUCAUCAGACGACGACGGCCCGCCGAGCAAAGCCUGCCAGGCGCCGCAACAGCAGCAGAAUUUGACGCUGUCCGGGCUGCUCAACUUCAUCGACGGGCUGUGGUCGACCAGCGGCGAGGAGCGGAUCAUCGUGUUCACCACCAACUACAAGGACCGUCUCGACCCGGCGCUGCUGCGGCCGGGGCGCAUGGACAUGCACGUCUACAUGGGCCACUGCGGAUGGGAGGCGUUCAGGACGCUGGCCCGGAACUACCACCUCGUCGACGACCAUGCUCUGUUCCCGGAGAUACAGGGACUGCUUGCAGCGGUGGAGGUGACGCCGGCCGAGGCGUCCGAGAUGCUGCUGCGGAGCGAGGACGCCGACAUUGCUCUUCGGGUGCUUACGGAUUUCCUCCAGGACAAGAGACGCAGGACAAGGAAAGAAGCAUCAGAAAUCAACAUCGACACGGCAGAGAAGGCUAUGUGGGUAUCGCCAUCGCCUUUGAUUGGACCAUGUUUGUCUGAGGAGACAAAGUACUGAUCGACUAGGUGAUGACCACAAAACACGGCGAUUAUGUUGGGGAAUUAGUCUCAUCAAUAAACCAGGCAUUCUCAUUUCCUGUCAAGUUUUCUUCCUUUUUUGACAGCCCCGUUACGUCCUCGUGUUCGCUCCUUAUGACAUGUUCGGUGUUCUCAUUUCUGUGUUCCUGAUUUGAAGUACAAGGAUGAAGACCGGAGAGAGGACUUUUGAACACUUUCACCUCUUGUAGGAAGUGUAUAUCAUUUUCCUUCCUCAAAGGAACUUCAAAAUUUCCUACAAGAGGAGCAUUAUAUUUCUGAACUA
This is a messenger RNA of Brachypodium distachyon (stiff brome), 2093 nucleotides long. RefSeq names its product AAA-ATPase At3g50940. NCBI's taxonomy places the organism in Eukaryota, Viridiplantae, Streptophyta, Magnoliopsida, Poales, Poaceae. Gene Ontology annotation, molecular function: ATP hydrolysis activity; ATP binding. The coding region runs from base 204 to 1790 and encodes 528 amino acids. The record is from RefSeq and is a predicted model, not a curated record. The transcript has a single exon.